Labrus mixtus (cuckoo wrasse) is the source of this 3419-nucleotide messenger RNA. Its product is annotated as sphingomyelin synthase-related protein 1-like. The transcript is spliced from 6 exons. Bases 380 to 1675 code for a protein of 431 amino acids. NCBI's taxonomy places the organism in Eukaryota, Metazoa, Chordata, Actinopteri, Labriformes, Labridae. Gene Ontology annotation, biological process: ceramide biosynthetic process. Gene Ontology annotation, molecular function: protein binding; ceramide cholinephosphotransferase activity; sphingomyelin synthase activity. Gene Ontology annotation, cellular component: Golgi membrane; endoplasmic reticulum membrane. The record is from RefSeq and is a predicted model, not a curated record.
UUUUUUUUUUAGAGUUUAUCUGAGGCCAAAAAAAUAUGACGUUUCAUUGUUUGUGGCCAACAGACUAUGAGCCCUUUGUGGAAUAGAGUCUCUCUCACACACACUGAAGAGCUUUCUCUCUCUCUCACACACACACACACACACACACACACACACACACACACACACACACACACACACACACACACACACACACUGACACACACACAGCUGUGUGUCAGCGCACUCUGUCACUAACUGUAAGCCGGCCAAACUAGCUGACUGGGCACUUGUGAAUCCCCAAGUAAAGCCACGGCACGGUCAUGCCAGUAAAACCCAGAGACUAGUUUAAAAAUAACUUGUUUCUGUCUGAGGGGACGGAGCAGAGACACACAGUGUCAUGGCCCAGUCGGAGGACAGAGUGAGCGCAUGGAGCUGUAAGCAGGUGGCUCAGUGGCUGCAGGAGGAAGGAUUCGGGGAGUAUGUCGAGUUAUUGUGCACCCAGCACCGCCUGGACGGCCUCACUCUGCUGGCUCUGACUGAGGCCGACCUGCGAGGACCCCCGCUGGGCCUCUCUGUGCUGGGAGACAUCAAGAGGCUGACCAUCGCCCUGCGCCGGCUCCAGAGGCAGAACCAGAACCAGCUGGAGGAGCUGGGUCUCCGGCCUACAGACACGCUCCCUCCCGUGGACUCCGGAGGCCUCGAGUGGCGGUGCGAUCGAGCUGAGAGGAGGUUCAACGCAGGAGAUCGCUCGUGUAACGGGACCGAGCUGAGAUUGAGGAAUGGACACAGUUCUGGAUACAAUUCAGAAGACGCACUUUGUCACACACACUCCAACGGACGGUGUCGGCAGCACCGGGUCCUGUCGAUGUCAGGUCGAUUGGACCCGGAGGUGUGGAAAACGGUCGUCAGUGCCUUUUACGUGUUCUUUGUGUUUGGUUUCACGUCUUUUGUCAUGGUCAUCGUGCACGAGCGAGUCCCGGACACAAGGACGUACCCACCGCUGCCUGACAUAUUCCUGGACAGUGUUCCCAGAAUCCCCUGGGCUUUUGCCAUGGCUGAAGCUUGUGGUCUCAUCUUGUGUUACAUGUUUCUGUUGAUCCUCCUCCUCCACAAACACAGGUCGAUUCUCCUCAGACGGUUGUGCUCUUUAAUGGGAACCGUUUUUCUGCUCCGUUGCUGCACCAUGUUUGUCACCUCGCUCUCGGUGCCUGGGCAGCACCUGAAAUGUGCCAGCAAGACGUACGGUGACACUUUGGGGAAGAUUCAGAGGGCGCUGGCGAUUUGGAGCGGCUUUGGAAUGACUCUGACGGGUGUCCAGACAUGUGGAGAUUACAUGUUCAGUGGACACACUGUUGUCAUCACGCUGCUCAACUUCUUUGUAACUGAAUACACUCCACGGACCUGGAAUAUGAUCCACACCAUCUCCUGGGUGUUAAACCUGUUUGGGAUCUUCUUCAUCCUGGCUGCUCACGAGCACUACUCCAUCGACGUGUUCAUCGCCUUCUACAUCACCACCCGCCUCUUCCUCUACUACCACACCUUAGCCAACACUCGGGCCUACCAGCACAGCCGCAGAGCUCGCAUCUGGUUCCCGAUGUUCUCCUUCUUUGAGUGCAAUGUGAACGGACCGGUCCCCAACCAGUACCACUGGCCCUUCAACAAACCGGCCUUCAUGAAAACUCUCAUUGGGUAGAAAUACACUUCAUGCAGUAUUCACCGACUCUACUAUUAAAAACCCAAAUGAUCCUCGUUUUACUUGAAAUGCUGCUUCCCACCUACGGUUGGAUUUACAUGGAAGUGUUUGUGCUUCGUCUGUUUGAGCAGAUGAUCUUUGUUUUAUCAAAUUGUUUAUGUUCUGAGGAGUUUAAAAUACCAAGAAAAGAAGACUCACCACAUUGAAAUGCCACGUAAGCUGCUAGCAUCCCGUUGCAUCUCAUCCCAAAAAGUUUGUUUGAACAUAGUUCUGCCUCUGACUCGGCAAAUAGUCGAUUGUAUUUUCAGAUUUUCCGGGUUGGGGUCAUCGGGCGGUCAGUUUGUUGGGACAAACGGCCAGCAUGUUUCUCAUUAAAAGUAAAAAAAAAAGGCCUUGCAGCAGUUCCAGCAGCGCUGAAGCUCCCAUAGCAACCAAAAUCAGUGACUGAAGAGACCCGCUGUGUUGGUGGAAACGAGAAAGCACAAAGUCGGCUCUCAGCUUUGAAGUAGUUCAGCGCUUGAUCUAACAUUUACGUGACAUUUACAUUUUGCACCAGACACAUUUGUACACGUUAGUGAACCGUAAAGGUGCUAAUGGGCGACUUGAUAUGCCGUCAAACAGAGCGUGGCUAGCUGUCCCCCCCUCCGUCUCCAGUCUGUAUGGGAAGCUAAGCUAACAGGCUGCGGACAGUAGCAUGAUAUUUACCGUACAGACAUGAAAGUAACUGUGAUCCUUUAAUCUAACCGCCUCCACGAAAGCAAAUGAGAGUAUUUCCAAAGAUGUCAAACAAUUCUUCCAAAUUGUGUCGCACGCUGCCAAGUGAAACAAAGAAACGAGGUUCAUAUAAGGCACGCGAUCACACCAUUUUUCAUCUGUAUUUUUUCAUUCCUGUUCCACAAUUUGAACCUUUAAAGUUCAAAAACUAACUUUAACCAUUGUGAGAAUUUAGACGCCUGUUUGGUAACUUCUACCAAAGGAAAAUCAGAAACAGCAGGAAACACUCUUCCUCUGAUCUACUUAAGAAAGGUUUUUGGUUCUUCGUUCUCAGCGUUAUCUGAACUUUAGGACUUUAUGUUGUUAACUUAUGAUCUUAAUUGUUCCUCAAGUCUCCGGUGGUGGAGCCUCUUACAUCCAGUUCAAAUAUUUGAACGUUUAUUUAAAUGUCUGGCUCCGUCGAUCAGCCGUUAUCUUGUUUUCUUAAUCCUUAAUUUGAUGCUGCGUAAUCUUUUUCUUUUUAUAUGAACACAUUUUAAUAAUGUAAUGAGAGUUUUUUUUAAGGAGGUGUUCGCACAUCCAACUAUCUCAGAAGGUAGGGCGACAAACUAUUACUUGAGAAGAAAAAAUCCUGCACACUACUCUUGCUAAUUAUCACCAGGUUAUUAAGGCAAGGUAAGUUUAUUUAUGUAGCACAUUUCAACAAUGUUCAGUCCCUCUGAACCUUAACUUAGCGAGAGUUGUGCAAGGGAUUUAUUCUCUUUUCAAGUAAUAAGUUAAUGGGAAAUAUAAGGAUGUGGGUUUUGUUGACGCUCGAUUGCACAGUUUUCUCUCUUUGCACGGUACAGACGCUGCCUCUUUGUCAUUACAGAUGUUCACGAGCAGUAUAAAAGUUUAUGUUUACUGUGUCAUGGUUGAUCCAAACUUUAUCUUUCCAAUAAUUGUUUACAAUUUUUACUUUCUUUUGCAAUGAGAGUUGUCGUAUCUCUGCCUUUUUGCUUGGCGAUUAAAGUUUACAAAUGAGGGAAAA